Molecule: messenger RNA, 1434 nt
Organism: Pocillopora verrucosa
Lineage: Eukaryota; Metazoa; Cnidaria; Anthozoa; Scleractinia; Pocilloporidae
Source: RefSeq, a predicted model, not a curated record
AUGCCACAAACAUCAUCAAAAGUAACCUCUCCACAUGGAAAAACUAAAGAAGUAGGGGACAAGCAUGGUGAGGGUAACGCUUAUGGUAAUCUUGGCAAUGCUUUUUAUCAAUUGGGUGAUGUAACAAAAGCCAAAGAAUACCACAACCUACAUCUUAAAAUAGCUAAAGAAGUAGGGGACAAGCAUGCUAAAGAAGUAGGGGACAAGUAUGGUGAGGGCAACGCUUAUGGCAAUCUUGGCAAUGCUUUUUACCGUUUGGGUGAUUUCAAAAAAGCCAUAGAGUACCACAACCUACAUCUUAAAAUAGCUAAAGAAGUAGGAGACAAGCAUGGGGAGGGUAACGCUUAUGGCAAUCUUGGCAAUGCUUUUUACCGUUUGGGUGAUGUAGAAAAAUCCAUAGAGUACCAUAACCUACAUCUUAAAAUAGCUAAAGAAGUAGGGGACAAGCGUGGUGAGGGUUACGCUUAUGGCAAUCUUGGCAAUGCCUAUGACAGUCUGGGUGAUGUCAAAAAAGCCAUAGAGUACCACAACUUACAUCUUAAAAUAGCUAAAGAAGUAGGGGACAAGUAUGGUGAGGGCAACGCUUAUGGCAAUCUUGGCAAUGCUUUUUACCGUUUGGGUGAUGUAAAGAAAGCCAUAGAUUACCACAACCUACAUCUUAAAAUAGCUAAAGAAGUAGGGGACAAGCAUUGGGAGGGUGGUGCUUAUGCUAAAGAAGUAGGGGACAAGUAUGGUGAGGGCAACGCUUAUGGCAAUCUUGGCAAUGCUUUUUACCGUUUGGGUGAUUUCAAAAAAGCCAUAGAGUACCACAACCUACAUCUUAAAAUAGCUAAAGAAGUAGGAGACAAGCAUGGGGAGGGUAACGCUUAUGGCAAUCUUGGCAAUGCUUUUUACCGUUUGGGUGAUGUAGAAAAAUCCAUAGAGUACCAUAACCUACAUCUUAAAAUAGCUAAAGAAGUAGGGGACAAGCGUGGUGAGGGUUACGCUUAUGGCAAUCUUGGCAAUGCCUAUGACAGUCUGGGUGAUGUCAAAAAAGCCAUAGAGUACCACAACUUACAUCUUAAAAUAGCUAAAGAAGUAGGGGACAAGUAUGGUGAGGGCAACGCUUAUGGCAAUCUUGGCAAUGCUUUUUACCGUUUGGGUGAUGUAAAGAAAGCCAUAGAUUACCACAACCUACAUCUUAAAAUAGCUAAAGAAGAAGGAGAUAAGCAUGGGGAGGGUAACGCUUAUGAGAAUCUUGGCAAAGUGUAUAGGAGUAUGGGUGAGUUAAAAAAAGCCAAAGAGUACCACAACCUACACCUUAAAAUAGCUAAAGAAGUAGGAGACAAGCAUAGGAAGAGGGGUGCUCAUGGCAAUCUUGGCAAUGUGUAUCGGAGUCUGGGUGAUUUUAAAAAAAGCCCUAGAGUUUUUCAACCCAGAUCUCAAAAUAACUAA